Molecule: messenger RNA, 1383 nt
Organism: Erigeron canadensis
Lineage: Eukaryota; Viridiplantae; Streptophyta; Magnoliopsida; Asterales; Asteraceae
Product: disease resistance protein RPV1-like
Exons: 2
Coding region: 1-1383 (460 amino acids)
Biological process (GO): signal transduction; defense response
Molecular function (GO): ADP binding
Source: RefSeq, a predicted model, not a curated record
AUGGCGUUUACUUCAACUUCAGUAGUUCAAAAGAGCUACAAGUACGACGUGUUUAUAAGCUUUAGAGGUGAAGACACUCGCAAAGGCUUUGUUGACCAUCUUUAUGAUGCCCUGCAGCGCCAGAGCAUUAUCACUUACAAAGAUGAUGAAAAAAUUAAGAAAGGGAAAAGAAUCAGUAAUGAACUCGUGGGAUCUAUUGAAGACUCGAGAUUCUACAUCAUUGUAUUCUCCAAGGACUAUGCUUCUUCAUCAUGGUGCCUAGAUGAGCUGGUGAAGAUCAUGGAAUGCGAAAAGACUAAUGAUCAGAGAGCUUACCCAGUCUUUUAUGAUGUUGAGCCCUCUGAAGUUCGGAAGCAAUCAGGGUUAGUUGGAGAAGCAUUCUCCAAACAUGAAAAAGAUGAGGCUGCUGGCAAAUGGAGAGGGGCUUUGAAAGAAGCAGCUGAUUUGGCUGGCUGGGAGUUGAAGAACACUCUUGAUGGGCAUGAAGCCAAAUUUAUUCAAAACGUUGUUCAAGAGAUUUCAUUAGAAUUACGUUUCAUUGAUUCAUGUGCUCAUGAAAAGUUAAUAGGCAUGGAAUAUCGGGUAAAGGAUGUUGUAUCAACUUUGGAAACUGAUUCUGAUGAUGUUCGCAUGAUAGGGAUCAAGGAGAUAGGAGGGGGCGGGAAGACAAUUUUGGCCAGAGCUAUUUAUGAACAUAUAUCGAGUUGGUUUGAAGGUAAAAGCUUUGUUGAGAAUGUAAGGGACGUUUCAAAAGCUUCUUUAUCUGGUUUGAAGAAAUUGCAAAAACAAAUCCUGUCAGAUGUCAUAACUGAUGAAGAAAUCAAAGUAAAUACUGUUCAUGAUGGGAAACAGAUGCUGAAAAAGAUGAUGUGUGGUCGAAAGGUUCUUGUUGUUCUGGAUGAUGUGGAUCACGUAGAACAGCUUGAGGCGUUAGCCGGCGAGCCUAAAAGGUUUAAAGGGGGAAGUAGAGUCAUCAUCACAACAAGAGACGAGCAAGUGCCGGUUGCACACCAGGUGAACGUGAUUCAUAAUGUCAAUCUGUUAUCGGAUGAGGAAGCUAUUUGCCUCUUUAGUAGGUACGCUUUUGGAGAAGCGGUUCCCAUUAAAGGGUAUGAAGAGCUUUCAGGAAAUGUGGUAUGUUAUGCCGCCGGUCUUCCUUUAACCAUAAUAGUUUUGGGCUCGUUUCUUUGUGGUAAAACAGAUCUUGAAUGGAUAGAUGCCUUGGAAAGACUAAAAACCAUCCCAUUGAAGGAUACUCUUGAGAAGCUGGAAUUAAGCUUCAUUGGUCUAGAGGGGCAUUACAAAGAAAUCUUCUUAGUUGGGAAAAAGAAAGAGCAGUUGAAGCACCCGAAGGCUGUGGAUUUCGUGCUAGAAAUGGCUUGA